Macrobrachium nipponense is the source of this 1376-nucleotide messenger RNA. RefSeq lists its product as uncharacterized. Gene Ontology annotation, cellular component: cytoplasmic exosome (RNase complex); nuclear exosome (RNase complex). Lineage: Eukaryota; Metazoa; Arthropoda; Malacostraca; Decapoda; Palaemonidae. Gene Ontology annotation, molecular function: mRNA 3'-UTR AU-rich region binding. Gene Ontology annotation, biological process: U1 snRNA 3'-end processing; U5 snRNA 3'-end processing; nuclear polyadenylation-dependent rRNA catabolic process. The record is from RefSeq and is a predicted model, not a curated record.
CAGUCUGUUUUGCUCGCAAGCACUCUUGAACAGUAUAUAAUCAAUUGCUUAGUAUACUGUCAUUUCAAAGUACGCGUAUCACAAACGAAAACGUGCUGGCAGUGUCAUACGAGUUUGGGUAAAAUGAAGGAAAUCCCUUUGAGUACUUGCGAACGGGAGUCUGUCAUAUCAGCAAUAUCUCGAGGGGUUAGGCAUGACAACCGGGCAUUCCUAGAAGUUCGUCAUAUAAAAGUCAGCUUUGGCAAAGACUAUGGCAGUUGUACAGUAACUCUUGGCCAGACAAGAGUUUUAGCUCAGGUAACAUGUGAGGUCGUUGAACCUAGGCCAUCUCGUCCUAAUGAAGGGAAAAUUUCAAUAGCUGUUCACCUAUCUCCGAUGGCAGCUCCACAUUUUGAAGCAGGAAGGGGUAUUGACCUUGUGGAUGAAUUACAGCAAGUUCUUGACAGGAAUAUUAAAGAGUCAAGAUGUCUUGAUGUGGAGUCCCUGUGUAUCAUGGCAGAAGAAAGUGUUUGGCAGUUUCGUGUUGAUGUUACUGUAUUGAAUCAUGCUGGAAAUCUUGGAGAUGCAUGCAAUAUCGCUGCUGUAGCAGCCUUAAGACAUUUCAAUCGUCCAGAUGUGUCAGUUGAAGAAGACGGUCGUGUUACAGUACACACCUUAGAGGAAAGAGAACCAAUACCAACAUAUAUGAAGAAAGUUCCAGUUUGUCUCACCUAUGCAUUUUUUGUUAUUGAUGGUAGAACACACAUGCUUUUGGACCCUUCGGAAAAAGAAGAAAGGGUCAUGUCAGGAAAGCUGGUUGUUGGUCUUAAUCCCCAUGGUGAAAUUACAUCCUUGGUUUUCCCUGGACGUGUAUUAUUAGACCGGAAGGACAUCAUGAUGUGCAUAAAAAAUGCAUUCCAAAUAGCCAAAGGUUUUGCAGAAAUGGUUCAGAGAUUGGUAGAUGAGGACUUGGAAAAAAGAAAAGCUUUAGUUAAAGCUGAUGGCUACACCAAAAAUUUAUCCUCAGAUAUAACUUACUCAAGACAUUUGGCUAAGGAGAAGAUUCGCACUGAAAAUAGAUUUAAAUUUGAAGUUCCAAAUGAAUCAGAUGAGGAGGUAAGCAGUUCAGUUGGUGGUCCAGAUGAAGAAAUAAAAAUGGAGGAGGAAGACAGAGAUGAAGACGAAAAUGAAGAUGCCAAUGAAUCAGGUGGAGAUAGUGAUAUAUUGUCACGUAUCCAGAGCAUUAGACAGUUUACCCUUGGGGAAUCAAGUACAAGUAAACCCAUGGAAACUGAUAGUGGAAGUGAAGAAGAGGAUGUAAAAGACAAGUUAACAGGUGAUGAUCUUUUGUAGCUUUGUAGAUAAUUAAAUUGAGAAAUAUGUUAUCAUAUAUUCAA